CAUUGUUCCAACCGACGGGGCGGUAUAUAAUUUUUCAUUCUUGACCCACAUUAGGGGAAAAUAUAUUUUACAGGUGGUUAUGGAUUUUUCCGAGGACAUUACAGGAGGUAGAGAGAGCGCGGUCAGACGGAGCGACGCUCCGCGACCGGUAUCCAGGCGCGGGUUCCGUGAAUAUACAAACAGUGGUUCUGCUGUGUCUAGAAGUGGUACCAUGAGACCAACAUCAGCAUACCGAGGCGGCACAGCCUCUCGAAUGUCUACAGCUGGAUUCGGUCCAGCUCCAUCAACUGCUAGUCGACAACCGACCGCAAGGACUGGAUUUUCAAUGAUUGAUAGACCGAUAACGCAACAAGGUAUAUCAGGACUUCGUACGGGUACAGCCCGUGGGUUCCGUACACGACAGUUACAAGACAAGCGGUAUUGGGAGGAACUCAUGCAAGUGAAGAUUAGAGAGAUGAAAGCGGAGAUAGCACGGUUGAACGAAGAGGCCGAUGCUGGUGAACGCGAGCGUUCGGCAAAAAAACAUUAUGAAAAAAGAGUGAGGGAACUAGCGCAAGAGUUGACGGAUUUGCAAGGCCGUUUAGCAGACUACAACACUGCGAUUCGUAUCGCCAACGGCGAAGCAUCAAAGUAUUCUGUCGAAGAUCAAAUGAAAGAAUUAGAAGUCAAUAACAAAAAACUGCAAGAAGAGGUAGAACAAGUGUUUUUGGAGAAGCAGAGAAAAGAGAAUCAAUUAAGGCAACUACGAGAGCAAAUGGAUAAGGAACAAUCUACAAUAUCGAAAUUACUAUCAGAGAUGACACCAGAGCAAAAGGAGCAGUAUAAUGAACUAGAAGCAACAGCUGCAGCGCUACGAGAGGAAGUAGAACAAACAAGAACACAAAUUGAUCACCUAAAUAAAGAAAAAGAAGAAUUUAGCAGGGAAAUAUCAGGAUCACAAAUAAAAGUACAUCUUUUGGAAUUACACCGACGUCUAGCAACAGCAGAAGAAAAAAGGGACAAUUUAAAAAACGAAUUGAACAACCGCUUGGAUCCGCAAGAAGAAAGGGAGAAGUUAUUGCUUCAGGUACGCGAAGAUAAUGCUGCGAUAGCUUCUCUAGAUAGUAAUGCUGCAAAUAUAAAAGAUCAGAUCCGUAAAGUGCAAGAGUUUAUCGAACAAGCCGAACAGGAUCUAGAGGAAGGCAACUCAGAACGCCACCAGAAAUACCGAGAACUCAAAAAGAGAGAGGAAACAAUGGACAAUUUCAUGUCCACUUACGAAGAAAACCUUAAGAAAGAACAGGAAAAAAUAGAACAACUCGAAAAGGAUAUAGUAUUUGCUUUAGAACACAGUAGUUCUAAUAUAGAUCUAGAUUUGAGUGAGAUUGAUACAUUAAAACAAAAGGAAGGUUAUACUUCUACGUAUGAUGAUAAUAAAAGAUCCGCUGAGACCCUUACAAAAGACUAUGAAAGAUUUAGUGCGAAUUUGAAGAAGGCAGAAGCUACACGAGAAAGGCUAGCUACUGAGUUACAAACAUUACCAGAAAAAUCUAAAGCCAUGAGAGAUGAAUUGAUUACUCUGUCUGACCUGGAAAGACUGAGAGAACAAGGUGAAGAACAGAAGAAAGCAUUGGAAACUGAACUCAAAAUAUUGCGAGACAAGUUGACGCCGACAGAGAACGCUGUAACAGAAGCAUCGAAUAAAUUAAAAAAGUUACAGACAAGCCUAGAAGGCAAUGAAAUGUACGCGAAACUAAACAGCUUAGAGGAACAAUUAGCUCAGUUAGAGAGUAGGAAGACUGUUUUAGAGGAAGACAUCGCCUCAAUAACGCUGAAAGCAGAUUAUGAGCCUCUGAAGAAACAAACCAUGGAAGAAUUGGCUGCCCUCAAUAAGAAAAUUAUUGAAGAUCUGAAUACCUCUAAAUCUUAUUAAAUUUAAUUCUUAUGUUGUAGAAAAUAAAGAUAAUUUUUAUUCUAAUAA
This is a messenger RNA of Galleria mellonella (greater wax moth), 1960 nucleotides long. RefSeq names its product intraflagellar transport protein 74 homolog. The transcript has 11 exons. Gene Ontology annotation, biological process: cilium assembly; intraciliary transport involved in cilium assembly. Gene Ontology annotation, cellular component: intraciliary transport particle B; cilium; centrosome. The record is from RefSeq and is a predicted model, not a curated record. Gene Ontology annotation, molecular function: beta-tubulin binding. Bases 80 to 1912 code for a protein of 610 amino acids. NCBI's taxonomy places the organism in Eukaryota, Metazoa, Arthropoda, Insecta, Lepidoptera, Pyralidae.